ACUCAACUCAUUAAUACACAGAGUCACCUUAUUAUUUUGUCUGUUUCACAACUAAUACAACCAACAGUUGUCCAAGCAUUCAGUUUUAAUUUCACUUCUCUCUUUCCCUUUCCUAGUACUGUUCCCCCCCCCCCCCCCCCCGGCCCCCCCCUCUCUCUCUCUCCCUCUCUGCUUAUCAAAAGUACAUCUUUGUUCUUUCCCACUUCAUCCAUUGUCUGCAUCUUCAAUUUCUUCACCUGAAUUUUUUCUGAAAUUCUUGAGGUACAUUCUUGUUGGUGUCAUCAAUGAAGUAUUGAUUGGUACGGAAGUUUGUUCUUAACAGUCAUGGACGCUGAUUCAGCUGCAACAUUUAACGAUCAGAAGGAAAAAUUGAAUACUUUUCUUGAGAUUGCAAAUACAGAAAAGCAACUGUUGACAUCAAUUUACUCUAAAGGCCUGUUGCACAAAGAUGUCCAAGAAUUGUACCACAAAGCCCGUGCCAGCUAUGAGAAUAUUAUUGUAAAUAAUUAUGAAGCAGUGGGGCUUCAGGAAGUUGAAUUCUCUCUGUGGAAACUUCACUAUAAGCACAUUGAUGAGUUCCGUAAAAGGAUUCGGCAGGCUACUGCUGAGAAAAAGAAAAUUGAAACACAAGAAGGUGAUUCAAGUGCUGCCCGAGAGAUUGACAAUCAUAUGGAAGGGUUCAAGUCAUUUCUAUCUGAAGCUACUGAAUUCUAUCAGGAGUUAACUAAAAAACUCAGAAAAAGUUGUGGGCUCCCCGGGGAAUUAUUACUCUGUAAGAAUGGUAGUCUCUCACUUCCUCUUGCACCCAUGAAGCUGCCUCAAUGCCAAUAUGCAUGCCACCGUUUUCUAAUUUGUCUGGGAGAUCUGUCCAGAUACGGUGAACUUUGUAAGAAACAGGAUGCAUGGAACUGGUCAUUAGCAGCCACAUACUACUUUGAAGCAUCUAGGAUAUGGCCAGACAGUGGAAAUCCACAUAAUCAGCUUGCACUAUUGGCAACAUACACUGGUGACCCUUUCCUUGCCUUAUACCAUUGCGUCAGAAGUUUAGCUAUUAAGGAACCAUUCCCUGAUGCCUGGAACAAUCUUAUGCUACUCUUUGAAGAGAACAGGUCAUCUAUUUUGCAUUCAUAUUCCAAUGGAGCUCACCUUGAUUUGCUAAAACCCUCAGUGUGGUGUUCCAUUGAUGCUAUAAAUCGUGCAACCAGCGGCUCCUCAAACAAGAAUAUGCUAGAACCCACUGAAACUGUUACCUCUGGGAAAACUGAUAUAUGGCUUCCGUUUGUCAGAUUGAUGAGUUUCUUUCUCGUGUACUCCAGCUUGGAGGACUUUCAAUCUAUUCUUGCAUUCACUGUGGUGCAAUUGGAAGGUCUGGUGGUGAUGGAUGAUGAUGAACUAAGUUCUGCUCUAGAGUCAUACCAGUUAAUGGAUCCAUUGAGAAAAGGCCCAUAUCGUGCUCUUCAACUAGUUUCUGUUUUCAUCUUUAUCUUCCAUAGCCAAACUGAGAGUGGGGUUGGAGUGGAUCCAAAGAAAGAUAACAAGCAGCAAUCUGUAUUGACAGAACUGGCAGUAGCUUCUAUUUUUAUUUGUGCGGGCCGCCUUGUGGAGAAAGCUGCGACAAGAAAUAGUACACAAACUUGCCCCCUUUUACCUGCCAUCUCUGUGUUUGUUGAGUGGUUAGUGAACAUAUUUGAUAGAGCAGAAGCACAUGCAAAAGAUGAAAAGGUCCAGAGUGCUAUGUCUUACUUUUUUGGUGCUUUAGCUGAUCUUCUGAAUCGGCUUGAUCCUUGUGAGACUCAACUUGCUCCAGAAAAUACUGCUCUUUGGGAGGACCAUGAACUGAAGGGGUUUGACCCCAUUGCCCAUGCUCACAAAUCUUUGGACUUCACGAGCCAUUUGGAAUGUGCAGAUAAUUUCAGUAUUGAAAGUGUGUGUCGUUCACGCCGUAUGUUUCGUGCAGCAACUAAACUGGCUCACAGACCGAGUUACUUAAGAAAGUGGAUCUCUUGUGAUAAAGCAGGUAAAAGAUUCCACAUCACGGAGUCAGAAGUUGCAGAUAAGGAAAAGUUGGGAGUAGCUGAAUCUGGUUCAAAUCUUCAGCUAGAAGAGUCCAAUCAGAAUAAUUGUAGAAUGACAAAGGAAAACGGAGAGAGUCAAGAUCACCCUUGUCUCAGCAGUCAACCUGUUACCAUAGAUGAAGAAGAAGUCAUUCUUUUCAAGCCCAUCACAAGACACAACUCAGAACCAAUAUAUACAUCAGGCACCUCGUGUGAUCAAUUUUCCAUCAAUGUUAUCAGUGGAACUGCGACUUCUGAUGAAUCUUUGCGCCGUGCCACAUCGUUGAUUUCUGAGCAAAGCAAUCCACAGAAUGAUAUUUUCAGUUUCCGUCCCGAAAGUACAAACUUGAGGUACAGCAAGCCACUCAAGCAGUCUGCAGCUUUCCCUUCCGGACCUCCAUCUCUGAAUGCUUGGGUCCUUGAUAAGGAAAGUCCAAGAAAUGAGAGGGGGCUAAGGGAUUUAAAUAGACAGCAGUUGAGCCCAAUUGAUGAACUGGCUUCUGAAUCUUUAUCUGGUCUCUCCUUAAAGGAAACUAGAGAUCACAAUGUUUAUUCCAUGCCAGUUUCUGCAGCUAUUCUUGAUACUUCUCCUCCGUAUGUCGCUCCAGUGCCCUCAGCACCAUUGUUACCCGAAGAUGCUUCUUGGUAUAAUGGAAACUCAUCAGUUUUCCCUAACAAGAGUGCAUUUGGGACCAAGGAAGGGGAUGGUAUUCUUGGCGCAUCACCAGUGAGUGGAUACUCAAGUCCAUCUACAGUUCGUGGACCACUUGAUUUUAUUGCAGGCACUCCACGCUUUGUUGAGGGAUACCCACCAUUACUUGGAAUGAGUUCGUCUGAAUGGCUGUAUCACUACAGAAACAGUCAAAACUUCGAGCGAGUCAGCAAUCCAGUAUGGCCUGUUCAUUCAAAUGCACCAACCUAUGGAAACCUGAACGCGACCAAUCUUACCAGGUUUGAUGUCUUAGAUCAGUGGGGAAAUCACUUGGCUUCUAGUCCCAUGGUGUACUUGGAGAGCCCGCAGUUGCAUCCAAGUCCUCCCCUUGCCUAUGGUGCAGAAGAACAAAUAAUCGAUAAACAGUUUCUAGGCUACCAAAGAGCAUCCCCGUAUGUAUGUGGCACUGGAAUGGACUUUAGGCAGGAGCAGCCAAUGCUUCUUAAUUAUCUCAAAGAGAGAGAACGGCAAAUACCACCGGAGUCUCAAUAUAAAGGUCCUAAUUUUAUGGGAAAGUAAGCUCUAUCAGGCAUUUUUCCAGCUACAUUGCCUCACUUCUCAACUUAUAAAUACAUGAAUUGUGGCAUAUCAAACUUUCUAAGUGUGAAAGCUGUACUUAUUUACAUGUAUGAAAGAUAGAAAUGUAUGCAGUUAAUUGGUUGUGAACUGAGAAAGUGCUUUCAAGAAUAAUUGUUGAAGAUGAAUGCACUUUUUCAUUUGUAAAGUUGUUUUUGUUUUUUGAAAGUCAUCUGCUUUGCAGUGAAUGGUUGUAGAAAAAUUGUAGAACAUAAGCAUACGACUGUUGUUGGAUUA
Molecule: messenger RNA, 3579 nt
Organism: Capsicum annuum
Lineage: Eukaryota; Viridiplantae; Streptophyta; Magnoliopsida; Solanales; Solanaceae
Product: nonsense-mediated mRNA decay factor SMG7-like
Exons: 6
Coding region: 325-3285 (986 amino acids)
Biological process (GO): nuclear-transcribed mRNA catabolic process, nonsense-mediated decay
Cellular component (GO): telomerase holoenzyme complex
Molecular function (GO): telomeric repeat DNA binding; telomerase RNA binding; protein binding
Source: RefSeq, a predicted model, not a curated record